CUGCGUGUUUCUCCCCAAGCCCUUGCCUUUUGCCUUGCGCCAACACCUUCUUGCCGAAAUAAUAGGUAAGAACUUAGUUUUUCUUCCUUCUCUUAGCAAGGGUUAAAGAUAAACGAGUUUAUGGUUCCAAAAUGAUGCUCAAAAUUUCCAGAUCUAGUUGCUGCAACCUCCCAAUCUCUCGAUCUGUGUUGGAUUUGCUGUCCACAAUGAGAGAUCACCAUUUUCCGGUAUCUUCUGCUAAGAAAUCAACCUUGUUGCUCAUCUUUUCAUCCUUGAUUGAAGUUGGUUAGCUCUAAUCAUUUAGGGUUUUUAAUUUUGAGAAUUUUCUGUAGUUCUCCCCUUGAUUUUGUCCAUGAUAAAUACCACUAGAAACUGAUUUCCUUUACUUGCUAGAAAUUCGGACUACAUGACCCUUCUGUAGUAAUUUACCCAUAACUCUUUUUGUAGACAUUUUUUUGAGUUCAUUCUUGAUUCUAUGGAAAGCUAAGAGAUAACCCUACAAUUUUUAUGUUGGACAUUUAACCCAAUUCAGCUGUUUUUAAGGUGAAAACUCUGCUGCAAUUUCGGACCCUAUAAGCGUACUACACUGGUAGCCCAACUUUUCAUUAGUAUUUUGGCCAUAACUCUCUCUAUAGAUGUCGCAUUAAGGUAAUUCUUGAGGCUAUAGAACUCUAAGACAUAGGGUUACAAUUUAUCUGUUGACCACUCAAACUAGAUCAAUCAAUUUCUGGGCAUGAAUUCUGUAGGAAAUUCCAACACGAAAUCUGACCAGAACUUGCCAGAAAUUUGCUCAAUUUUUUGUUUCAUUUCCACUCUAUCUACUGCCAUAUUGCAUAUGAUUUUCUAGAUUUUUAGCUACUGUUUUCCUACUCUAAAACCCCUUGUUAUCUCUUUGUUUUGGUUGCUUUUUUGCUACUACAUUUUUGCUUGAAUACUGCCUAGUUUUGGCUUGUUUCAACAUUGUUAUGCUGUUGCUAUUUGCCUAUAAAUCCUUGCUAUUUUGCCUAGAAAAUUUCUGUUGUUUAGGGCUUUUUCCAAGUAUUUUGGGAUUGUUUUAAAUAGCAAAAAAAAUCCCCACCUUAUUGCUCAGCCUUUGUGUUGUUGUUUUGGGGUUGAUUUGAGCUUGGUUUCUCAUAUUUUUCCACCUUGUUUUGUCCUGUAAAUCGGCCUUGUAAAACCACCAAAUGUAGGGUCUUUUUGGAGCCAUUUUAAAAGGGUAGAAGUGAUCAGGAUGUGUAAGAAGAAGUUGUUUCUUCGGUUAAGAAACUUGAUAUU
Messenger RNA from Rubroshorea leprosula, 1275 nucleotides. NCBI's taxonomy places the organism in Eukaryota, Viridiplantae, Streptophyta, Magnoliopsida, Malvales, Dipterocarpaceae. The record is from the annotation of a GenBank genome assembly.